AUGUAUCAGUUCAGAGAAAAGUGUUAUACAAAGGACCUCAAAGAGGAGAAAAUUGGAGACUCACCUCUCAGGGAUGAAGGAGCAUCAUUAAAUAUUUUCUCUGUGUAUCCCUCUGCAGGAAGUCAUGACAAGCCUUCCCUCUCUGCCUGGCCAAGCCAUAUUGUUCCUUUGGGACAGCAUGUGGAACUUCAAUGUGACUCUCAUAGUAACUAUUACAAAUUCAAGUUGUACAAAGAACAUGGUAAUCCUAUCCCUCAGAUCCAGGGAAGAUCAUUCCAGAAGAAAAUUGUCUUGGAUCCAGUGACAUCAGAACAUGCAGGGACAUACAGAUGCUAUGGUUUUAAUCUCCGUCACACUUUUAAAAUUUCAGCCCAAAGUGACCCUGUGAAGAUCAUAAUUUCAGGAAUCUACAAGAAGCCUUUCCUCUUGGCCUUACAAACUCCUCUGGUGAAUUUAGGAGAGAAGGUGACACUGGAGUGUCGAUCAGAGAUUAUGUUUGACACCUUCACUUUGACUUCACAUAAAUACGGAACAAUCAAGGACUCUCUCGAACUUUCUGCAGAACAUCAUCUAGGGGGUUCCCAGGCCAACUUCUCAAUAGGUCCUGUGACACCUGACCAUGCUGGAACUUACAAAUGCUAUGGUUCUUACAAUCACUCAUCAUAUGAGUGGUCAGACCCUAGUGUCCCCAUUGAUAUAAAGAUCACAGGUUUGUAUAAGAAACCUUCUCUGUCAGUCAUGAUGGGCCCUGUGGUGAUGUCAGGAGAGAACAUGACUUUGUCCUGUGUGUCUGACCUUCAGUUUGACAUGUUCCAUUUGUCAAGAGAAGGGGUACCCAAGCGACAUGGGCUGCCUUCAGUGCAGAACCAUAGUGGGACAUUCCAAUCCAACUUCCUUCUUGGUCCUGUAGUCCAGGCAGGGAAAUAUAGAUGCUAUGGCUCUUUCAGGAACUCUUCCAAUGUGUGGUCCAUCCCAAGUGACCCUGUCUACCUUCUUGUCACAGUCUUAGAAAAAGACAAUAGGGCUAUGGAAGUAGGGUUGAAGAGACACAUUCUCACAACAAGCCAGUGUGAAAAUAUUGUGACAAUCCUAGAGUCAGAUAAGCAGGAAAUGGACACAAAGUUGGAGGAGUCUGUGUCCAGAGUUGAAAUAGACAAGAACAAGUGCCCUGGAGCACCAAUAGGGAGCACAGAACAAUUGAGGAAGAACCAUAGGUCUUCAAGGACACAGAGAUUUUGA
Messenger RNA from Peromyscus maniculatus bairdii (prairie deer mouse), 1239 nucleotides. Its product is annotated as killer cell immunoglobulin-like receptor 3DL1. Gene Ontology annotation, biological process: immune response-regulating signaling pathway. Lineage: Eukaryota; Metazoa; Chordata; Mammalia; Rodentia; Cricetidae. Gene Ontology annotation, cellular component: plasma membrane. The record is from RefSeq and is a predicted model, not a curated record.